This is a messenger RNA of Pelagomonas calceolata, 858 nucleotides long. The record is from the annotation of a GenBank genome assembly. Lineage: Eukaryota; Pelagophyceae; Pelagomonadales; Pelagomonadaceae.
CAGCAGGGGAACAUGACGGACAAACUCUACACGGCGUCGUACGGACUGACCAAGGACGGGAGGUACGGGGCGGAGUUGCUCGCGUACCGAAGGUUGGUCGAGGGCAUCGCUCGCUAUUCAUUAAAGGCGCCGGCGGAGCCUGUUGUGUUACUAACGUCGCAACGGGCCGUCGUGACGCCGGGCGGGGCCUCGGUGCUCGACGAGGCGCUCACGUACCUCGAGUCGGGUAGAGCGGGCGGCUGGGACGCGCUCUACGCGGGCCACUGCGGCGAGUGCGGCUGGUGGACGCCGCCCUUCGAGAAGCUGUCGAGCGCGGCCUUUCAACUCGGAGGUGGCCUAGAUAAUGAUAAGGUGGGCAAGGAGCACUUUCUGGCGAGAAGGUCGAGAGAUGUGGGGUGUGGUACGUUACUCUCGAGGCAGCGGGACCAGUUGCGAGGCGCGAAGCACGUCAACGACCCGAAGGUAGUAUCCCUACCGAAGGUGAGCAAGGGGUCCGAUCCUGCCGAAGUAGCGAAGGCCGUGAGGAGGCGCGUCGUCCAGUCGUUGGGUGGGGACACGGCGGUCCUCGCGACGGCCGUCGACCCGCGCUGCGCUUUUGCGGUUGUGCUGCGCUACACGUCGCGCGUGGCGCGGUUGUUACAUACCGCAGUGUCCGGCGACGGUCUCUACAAGGCGGUGCUCGAGCCCAAGUUCGACCUCACGCUGGCUAGGAUGGCCUCCGAACGGUCGCUCCGGACCUUCGUCGUGUGGCCGCCGGUCGUCCACCUACAGCGCGACGACGACGACACGCCGACGGACGGCUACGGGGGCAACUCCUCGCGCUUCAUCGAGGCGUAUCUGGGCAUGGACGAGCGCUGA